AUGCCACAACAUUUGACGCUCCUCCUAGACUCUCCCGUCCUCAUUGCUGCCAUUUUCAUCUGCAGCAUCGGGGGGACCUUUCAAUAUGGAUUCAGUGUUUCUGUGAUGACAUCCCCCUCUGCUUUUAUAAAGGAGAUGGUGAAUGAAAGUUGUUUGCACAGAUAUGACCGGAUCUUGGAGGAGUGGGAGGUCUCGCUCAUCUGGUCUUUCACAGUGUCCAUAUUCUGCAUUGGGGGAUUAAUUGGAUCACUGAUGUCCGGUCCGCUCACCUCCAGAUUUGGCAGAAAACGUUGUCUUCUGUUAAAUAAUUUUUUGGCUAUAUUUGGAGCCAUAUUGAUGCUUUUGAGUCGAACAGCCAUUUCUUUCGAGAUGAUAAUCGUGGGGAGAUUUCUCUAUGGGAUCAAUUCAGGGGUCGGUCUUUCAGCUCAAACCAUGUAUCUCACUGAAUCUGCACCAAAAAAGCUGAAAGGAAUGGUUGGUGUCACCAUUGCAACCUUUUUAUCCUUCGGAAAGUUUUGCGGUCAGCUGCUAGGAAUUAGAGAGUUGCUUGGCUCAGAGAAGAAUUGGCCGUGGCUGCUUAGUUUCAAUGGUUUCACUGCAUUCCUCCAGCUCUGCACCCUGCCUCUCCUACCAGAGUCUCCAAGGUUCCUUUUACUGGAGAGAGGAAACCUGCAGGCUGCUGAAAAGGCUUUUAGGAAACUAUGGGGUAAAAAAGACUAUACCAAGGAAGUCGAGGAGAUGCUGGAGGAGAAAGCAGCAAUCCAGGGUAUAGGAAACUGCUCCGUGUUGGAGCUAAUUCAGAACCGAAGAGUUCGCUGGCAGCUCCUCACCAUUGUUAUUGCUUUCGCUGCACUGCAGCUAAAUGGCAUCAGUGCUGUGUACUUUUACUCUUUUGAUGUAUUUCGAGCUGCAGGAAUCAAAGAAAACAAGUUGGCAUAUGCUGCAUUGGGAACAGGCUUGUGUGAAGUUUCCACCUCUAUAGUGUGUUUCAUGAUAAUUGAGAGUAUGAGCAGAAAGGUCUUGCUGUUCAGUGGUUACAUGGGAAUGGCUGCAACUAUGGGCGUUCUUACAGUCACUAUUUAUUUUCAGAAAAGUUUCUGGUGGAUGCCUUACUGCAGUAUGGUUCUUUUUUUCCUCUUCAUUUUCUUCUUUUCCAGUGGACCUGCUGCAACGACAGUGCCUCUUCCAGGGGAAAUUUUAACUCAGUCGUUUAAAUCAGCCGGAUACACAGUCGGAUGCACUAUUAACUGGAUCUGCCUGUUUGUCCUUGGGGCACUUUUCCCCAUCUUAGUGGAGAAUCUGGGUAAUUUUUGCUUCCUUAUAUUUUUGGCUGCCUGCCUCAUCUGUGGGAUCCAUGUGAGGUUCAACAUGCCAGAGACCAAAAAUCGAACGGCGCUGGAGAUAUCUGUUGAGUUUGACAGGAUGCACAGUAAAGACAAGGCCUCAGAAAAGAAAAAGUCAUCUGGGAUCUGUGAAAUCAAAGUUCAACAGACCAAAUUAUGAUACAGGAAGAGGUUGGCUUAAAACUCAACCACAAGUGCAAUAAUUUUAGAUUUACAGUUCAGUGUAAUACAGAUUAAAUAUAAGCAGAUAUUUGUAGAUUUCUUGGGCCAAUAAAAAUCAGACCACAUGUUCAGGGUAAAACAAGGCAAGGCCAGUUUAAAUGUAGCAGCAUACUGUAUGUGUAUAGUGUGACGAAGUUCUUUGAUUAAAAA
This is a messenger RNA of Cyprinodon variegatus (sheepshead minnow), 1715 nucleotides long. RefSeq names its product solute carrier family 2, facilitated glucose transporter member 9-like (gene slc2a11l). The transcript is spliced from 12 exons. Bases 1 to 1503 code for a protein of 500 amino acids. Gene Ontology annotation, molecular function: hexose transmembrane transporter activity. Gene Ontology annotation, cellular component: membrane. The record is from RefSeq and is a predicted model, not a curated record. Gene Ontology annotation, biological process: monosaccharide transmembrane transport. Lineage: Eukaryota; Metazoa; Chordata; Actinopteri; Cyprinodontiformes; Cyprinodontidae.